GCACAGAGAGAGAGCGAGAGAGAGAGACUGCACACAGACAGACAAAGACACGGCGGAACGAACGGGAGAAAGCGCUGUAAUACCUCUGUAGCAUUCCACGCGUGAAAACUACCAGGAAAACAAUGAGCAGACCGCGCGAGUGAGCGGUGCCGAGGCGGGACGCGUGAUCCGAGCGCGCGCUGGGGGUCGAAUUUGACCGCGAAUGCUUUUGAAACGAGUAUUUUUCCCCAACGCCCCCCAACGAUAAACGUUAGCAGCUCCGCUAGCGGUUAGCCAUCAUCACCAUCUCCCUCAUCUUCCACAAAACACCCGACACGAGCAGCGAGCGGGACGGGAGCACAUCAGGAAGCGUGCUUGGUUCGGUGUCUGAUGCACACGCGGGGACGACUAUGCCAAGCCCGUUGUUUCACCCUGACAUCAUGGACCACGAGAUGGUUGUGAGCAGCACUGGACCGUCCGGCGGGGUCACCGAGCAGGAGCCCAGGGACGAGGACCAUCAGGAGGCGCUGCGCUUCGCUCUGGAUCAGCUGUCACUCAUAGCAAUGGAGAAGGUCGACUGUCUGGACGGCACCUCGGCCGGUGAGAACUGUAAUGGAGGAGUUGGAUACGUCGACCUGCAGAUGCUCGAGCACACCAAUGGCUCCCGGGAAUCCCCUGGUUCCUGCUCGCCUUCUCCGGAGUACUACGGCCCGGGAGGAGGGGGAUACCACAUGGCCGGCCCGCACUCCUCCAUCCUCGGAGAACAAAGCUCGGUGCUCCGCAAGAGAAGCGUCAACAUGACAGAGUGCGUCCCGGUGCCCACCUCAGAGCAUGUGGCCGAGAUCGUCGGCAGGCAAGGUUGCAAGAUCAAAGCACUCCGUGCGAAAACAAACACCUACAUCAAAACCCCGGUGAGAGGAGAAGAGCCCGUGUUCAUCGUGACGGGCCGCCGCGAGGACGUGGAAAUGGCCAAACGUGAGAUUGUCUCAGCGGCUGAGCACUUCUCCAUGAUCCGCGCCUCGCGCUGCAAAGCCGGCGCAAACGGCCCCGGAUCGAGCGGCUCGCUUCCCGGCCCUCCCAAUCUCCCAGGACAGACCACCAUCCAGGUGCGCGUUCCCUACCGCGUCGUGGGCCUAGUGGUGGGACCCAAAGGAGCCACGAUCAAACGCAUCCAGCAGCAGACGCACACUUACAUCGUGACACCCAGCCGCGAGAAAGACCCUGUAUUUGAAGUCACCGGCAUGCCUGAGAACGUGGAUCGCGCGCGAGAAGAGAUCGAAACGCACAUUACUUUGCGCACCGGUGCUUUCGUUGACCUCCAAGGCGAUAAUGACUUCCACAACAAUGGGACUGAUGUGAGUUUAGAGGGUCUCGGGUCACUCGGUUUGGCCGGUGCACUUUGGUCACGUGCGACUCACUCGGCGCCUCCACCUCCGCCACAGAUUAACCAUUCGUCGCGCAAAAUGUCAACAGAGUCAUUCUCGGCGACUCGACGGGCGGCAGAUGGCGGGGGAAGCCCGACAAGUCCAUUUAGCACGAGCAGCGCCGGCGGGAGCUUCUCCUUCGCGGCUGAUUCGACUCAGAAUUUGCCGGCUGCGUCUGAAGAUCUGGGUUUCGAAUUCAGUGCUGCGAAUAUCUGGGCGCCGUUUGCGAACGGCGGUAAGCAACAGACGCAGACAGUCCGUCGCAACAGCAGCGUCCUCAGCGGAGGAGCUGUAACCCCGCGCCUCUCGCCCGACCCAGAUCACCCGCUCGCCCGCCGGGCCCAAAGCGACCCCCUUAGCACGCUCUCCUGGCUCCAAACGGGCACUGGAAGCUCGUUCUCGGGCGGAAGCAGCAGCAGCGGUGGAAGCAGCACUGGAUACUCAUCUUGCUCUGCGUCGUCGCUCCCGGGUGGCUCGCCAACUGAUUCAGAAGGAGGUGGAAGCGGAGUGGGAAUCGCUUCCACUAUGUUGGGACGCCUCAAAGCGGGCGGCCUGGCUGGGAUGGUGUCUCGGGAUUGUUUUGUGUGUUGCGAAUGCGAGGUGACCGCUGCGCUCGUUCCAUGCGGUCAUAAUCUCUUCUGCAUGGAUUGCGCCGGGCAGAUCUGCCAGUCGCCGGAUCCCGAGUGUCCCGUUUGCCACACUCCUGCCACACAGUGCAUCCGGAUCUUCUCUUAAAACGAAAACUGCCUUGAGUAAUUAUUAGAUAUGACACUAUUCCGAUUUAUUGACAGUAGUAGUAAUAAUAAUAAUAAUAAUAAUAGCAACAACAGUGACUUUAUUACCCACUCAAGUACUUGUCAAACUGCGUCUUAUCUUUAGCUAUUCAUAUUCAGUGGGUUGUUUUUCCAUUCAUGCUUCCGACUUUUUCUACUCGCAGAUUUUUCAACUUUUACGCUGCACUUUUUUCUAACGCGUAUUCCGUGUUGCCGAUGCAGUAGUUUUUAAAUUAUUUUUGCGUUUUUUUAAUGCGAAAGCUGCGCUCGUUUAGACCAAAACAUGAGAUAUUCCUGUUUUAUUGUCGAACACUUAAUAUUUAUACGCGUUACGAGUCGAUACGCAACGUGCUAGUGGAUGUAGGAUCUGAAAUCGCUAGAAUAGUACAUGUUAUGAAUAUGAUUACCGUGCAUUUUCUCAUUUUGCCACACUACCUUAAAACAUUCACAUGUCGGUUCAUUCCUGCACUCCAGAAACAGGGUUGAUAGUAUUUAACAAGGAGUUUUUAUCUGUUACAACUUUUCGAAUCAAACAGCAUAUUGAAUUAUCUUUCGAAUGUUUAGUCGUGAAUGUGCGCGAGAGCGAAUGCGACACACAGAAAUGUCUUUCGCUGGAGUUUGCGUCUGUCUUCCGGUCCUUGCGAGAGCGUUUCGUUAACGAUUGCUCGACCCCGUACGCUGCCUAUGAACAAAUCUGUAGUCCUGCCGAACGGUUUUUACACGACAAGCCAUGCUUUCACACUCUAAAGGGCUUCCGGUUACACACUACACUUCAGGUUGUCCUAAUAAACAGGAUGCUAGUCAGCGUGGCAGCUAAAUCACCAGGGCUUCCGUAUGUUUUAGCAAUCCACGAGCUGUUUUUUCCUUGAACACGCAGGACACCGACGUCUUAAAGGGCGUGAAUGCGUUUCGGUUUGUACAGGGUUUUUUUUUCCUCUAGAUGCGGUUUUAGAUUUUUCUUUGGCGUGUCUAAUAUAUUAAACGUGCCAGGAUUCGAGAGCUAACGGUGCCUUGGUGGUGAAACUCUCACUGCCGGGAACGAAGAUUGUGACGUAAUCUCUCUCCGCUCUUCCAGUUUUAGUGAUUUUUAUAGAGAGCCGUGUCGAAUCAGAGCUGCUCGUUAUCUUCUUUUUGUCCCCAGACGUUGUUAAAAGUAGUGUAAUUGGUUGAAAGGUACAAGAAGCAAGUAGUUUUUCCGGUUGUGUGUUUGUGACGUGUUUUGGUUGUGGCAAUGAAGGUCAUGUUACUAGUGAAGAAUUGGCCUGAAGUCGAAUGGUUUCCUUUAGUUUCUUUUUCCUCAAACAGGGUUCGCUGAGGACGAUCUUUUUGGAAAGACGUCAGACGCUGUUUUCCCAUGAUUCAUUUGUGCCCUUAACUCGCUCGGCUUUUACAUUCGCUUUCUUUUGUACGCAGAACCAAAAGCGAUUUCAAUAACCGGAUUUCAGACUUAAUUGUAAAUAUUCUGAAUUACAAUCAUUGGGAUUUGUUUUCAAACGUAUGAUGGAAAAGGUUAAUGUAGUUUUUAAAACGCGUAUCAUUAUUUGUAAGUUAAACUCUCUGCAUGUCUUGAAGCCGUGAGGCAUUAGCGAAUAAUUUUCUAAAAAUGAAAAUGACAAAAAAAAAAAAACUUUUUUACACAUUUUAUUUUUACAAUUUAUUUGCUUAUCUUGACGUAAAUAUCCCAGAUUAUAAUGUGACCCUUUUAUUACAGCAAAUUUAUCUUUAUUUUCCAUAUUUCUGUUUCCUGUGUACAACAUAUAGGCAAUUUAUAACAAAAUGAGAAAAAAUUAUUGAAGAAAUUUAAAAUUGAAAUAUAUUUUAUUUGAAAGUUUAUGGACCUUUUAACCGUGAGCUGGAACAAUUGUAUACACGUAUAAUUUGAGCUGACUUGACGGUUAUAAGAAAUGUAUCAAGAGUUUUAUUUUUUAUGCUUCUUUAAUAAAAUCUUGUUUUUGUUUUCGUUUUUUGUACUGUAAAACAAUAA
Messenger RNA from Carassius auratus (goldfish), 4160 nucleotides. Its product is annotated as RNA-binding protein MEX3B-like. NCBI's taxonomy places the organism in Eukaryota, Metazoa, Chordata, Actinopteri, Cypriniformes, Cyprinidae. The transcript is spliced from 3 exons. The coding region runs from base 390 to 2138 and encodes 582 amino acids. Gene Ontology annotation, molecular function: RNA binding. The record is from RefSeq and is a predicted model, not a curated record.